Scophthalmus maximus (turbot) is the source of this 5802-nucleotide messenger RNA. RefSeq names its product adenosine A2a receptor b (gene adora2ab). The transcript has 4 exons. The coding region runs from base 2836 to 4248 and encodes 470 amino acids. Gene Ontology annotation, biological process: adenylate cyclase-activating G protein-coupled receptor signaling pathway; G protein-coupled adenosine receptor signaling pathway. Lineage: Eukaryota; Metazoa; Chordata; Actinopteri; Pleuronectiformes; Scophthalmidae. The record is from RefSeq and is a predicted model, not a curated record. Gene Ontology annotation, cellular component: membrane. Gene Ontology annotation, molecular function: G protein-coupled adenosine receptor activity.
CAGAGAGACAGAGAGAGAGAGACAGAGAGAGGCGGAGGAACGUUUCCCCAGUGCGCACCUUGAAACUUCACCGAUCACCAUCAUCUCCAGUGUCAGAGGAUUUGACUUUGUAUCGUAGUCUUGUUUUUUUAUUUUCACCUCAACAACAAGGUAAGAAAAUGAUUAUUGUUUUGUUAUUGUUGUUUUUUUGUUUUUGCUUGUUCGGGAUGUUUGAAAUACGUCAGUCAAGCUUUGGACCACCACUUUAAUGUUUUAUACAUGGAGUUUCCCUCCAUCACUAGACUUGACAUCAGAACCAUAAUAACAAUAAUGAUAAUAAUACACACAUAAUAACACAUCAGCUGUUCUUCUCUCUCUGCUGGAGCUGAGCUGGGACAUUGAUUGGCAGGGCUAGUGACAGAUCCACAUCUAGCAGGAUGUUUAUUUUCUUAUCACUUCCUCCAAGGCCUCUUAGCACAUGCUGUAUAUCAAUCCUCCAUCCUUUUUUUUUUUUUUUUGCCAAAGCAGCCAACUGGAAGAAGGUUAAACAAGAAGCCUCACCAUGUGGUUGCUUUACUGUGUGUUAUGACCCUGGCACUGCAAUUCCAUUUUCUUUUUUUCUGUUUUAGCUUUUCAGACAGUUUUGCGUCCUCUCGAGGUCUUCAAUAAACUGUUGCUUUGGUUUUCAAACACUGAUUUUUAUAUUUCAAUAGGGAAAAAAAUAGAGGAAAAGUGAGGAUUAGGUCCAAUAAUGUGCUGCCGAACAGGAUCGAUACAAAUAUAACUGCAGAGAGGAAAUGUAACCAAGAGAGGUAGAUUUGAACAAUGUAUGACAACUGCCAUGAAUUGGUUGAAGGGAAUAAAAUAUGCCUCUGUCUUUUGAUUUACAGUUAUUGUCUUUUAACAAACCUUUUUCCCUAUGAACUGUAAUACUUGAUAUGUACUUCAGAUCAAUGUAUCAAGGUAAAUGUGAGUUUACAUCCCCUAUGUUUUAUUAUUUGAUAUUACGGUAACUGACUAUGUAAAUUGAAACUUAAUUUAACUAAUAUAUCAUUAUCACACCUUAGCAUAGACUGUAAAAAAAAUUAAAAAAAAGAAAUUCACGUAGACGUAUUUGACUCACUGAAAUUAGUGCACCUGUGUUCAGAGAUGGAGCAGCAGGAAGAAAAGCCUGAGCGCCUUUGUCUGCUGGUGACCGGUCAAGCCACCUCGUUCUUUAGUAUUUGGAAGUUGAUGCCUCGCCGUUAUGACUUUAAUCUAUGGUAAUAUGUCGGAGAAAAACAUUGCGCCAAAGGUCGGAAACUGAUUGAGAACAGUGACUCAAAGAAGACUGGAAGUGGGAAUUCCUGUCCUCUGACAUGGGUCUAUACGUAGAAGGUCAGAAAUAGGGUCGGGCAAAUAAAAAGGGCUUUCUGGUCCCAGCGGGGCCUCCUGUGGUGACCACGUGCCCCCCUCUGGGGUCCCAGGGUCAUUUGUUUGAGGUCCAAUCUAUCUCGUCGAGUCUUAUCUUGUCAAAUGUUGCCCACCGUGGACGUUGGCAGGAAACAAUGGCGUGUUUGCCAAACCUUUAUUUUUACGCUGUGCCCAACAAAUUUCCCCUUACAGCAUAUCUCUGCACUGUGAAGAUUGGUCUCGAGUCGCAGGAGAUUAAAAACAGGUUCUCUGUGUGCGCUCGGCCAAGGUGAAAUAGCGCACGGGUGCCCAGUUAAUGUUGGUGUUAUAGCCCCGAGCGACACUGUCAUCUUGAGGGCAAUACAUCGAUAUUCAUGACGACACUGAGAGGUUGUCACUCGUUUACAUCAAUGCACAAGACAAACUAUCAUUUUGAAUAUAUGGACCUCUUGGAGGAAUAGCUCAACCAAUAAGCCAGAAUGGGAACAAGUGUGUCGGGUCACGUGCGUGAGGUGCGCGGACACCGCUGGUGAAGUCUCAGUGGAAUAAACCCCAAACCAUGAGCAAACUGGCAUACAUUUCAGCCGUCUCAUUAAAUUUCAAAGCAGGCUUGCCGACAAAAUAACCGUACAGGUUAUUCAGUGAACUGGACAACUUGGCCUACGCCUCAUUCCAGAUCUUCUUUCCCCCUAAACUGAGGUCUUGACCCUGUUUGCAAUAACACGCUCUAAUCGGCUUACAACACUGAGGAAUUUAGUCAAAUACCCUGAGAAAACAGUCUAACAGUAUUCCCGUAGUAGCGCAAUGGCGCUCAAACUCUGGGGCGGCCCCCUUCUUUGGUGCAAUUAUCAGUGAUUUUGAAAGAAAGCAUGUCAGCGGGGGGAAUGAUAAGCGCUCGGAGGGGUUACGGGAAACUUUCCCCGAAAUAAAAAGGUGCAUUGUUGGAUUUGUCUGCUUUGGCCCUGUCUUCCAGAGACGGAUGGCUUUUCUGACCUGCAGUCUGUUUGUUCAGGCUAGACCGCCGAGAUUGUGCUCGCUCUCUCUUCCUCUCCCUCCCUCUCUCUCUCUCUCCCUCUCUCCAGACCGCCGCUCUGCGUUCGGUGCAGUAGCCGUCGGGGGCGAAACGCCGAGACGCUGCCUCGUGGGAGUCCUGCGACAAAAGGCUUCCGAGCCGAGCGCUGCUGAGGGGACAAAAGAGGAGGGCCGACGGGCACAGACGCGGCGUGAGCGUGACAGUGGAAGGUGGUGAGAGACAAGUCCGGCAUCGCAAGUGUGAUGUUCUUUGCGGUGGGAACUUCCUGUCCCGGCCGUCCCCCGGUGACACAAUCACUCUUCCCAUAAGCGAGUUUGGCAAGCAGGUAUUUUGUCAAAAAAAAAAAACAACCAAACCACGUCGAGCGAGCGGACUGUGUGGGAUGAGAGCGCAAAGAAAGCAAAAAAGAGGAAGAGAAAGAAAAGGUCACCAUGCUGGAGUAUUACCAGCUGGUCUACAUUGGCCUGGAGCUGGUGAUCGCCUGCCUGGCUGUGGCCGGGAACUCCCUGGUGUGCUGGGCCGUGUGCCUCAACUCCAACCUGCAGAGCAUCACCAACUUCUUCGUGGUGUCGUUGGCCCUGGCUGACAUUGCUGUGGGGCUGCUGGCGAUUCCCUUCGCCAUCACCAUCAGCACCGGCUUCUGCGCCAACUUCUACGGCUGCCUGUUCAUCGCUUGCUUCGUCCUCGUGCUCACCCAGAGCUCCAUCUUCAGCCUGCUGGCCAUCGCCGUGGACCGCUACAUCGCCAUCAAGAACCCACUCAGGUACAGCAGCCUGGUGACAGGGCAGAGGGCAAAGGGCAUCAUCAUUUUGUGCUGGGUCCUCUCCACGGGCAUCGGCCUGACGCCGAUGCUGGGAUGGAACGCAGGUUGGAACGCAACGGCCGCCGACGGCGGCAGCAACAGCUGCUCCAAAGGCAUGACCGAGUGUCAGUUCGAAGAGGUGGUGAACCUGGACUACAUGGUCUACUUCAACUUCUUCGGCUGUGUGCUGGUGCCUCUGGCGGUCAUGCUGGUCAUCUACGCCAACAUCUUCAUGGCCGCGCGGCGUCAGCUCCGACUGAUCGGGCUCAAGGCAUCACACGCGCGCUCGCGCCGCACACCGGGAGAAGCGACCUCGUCGCGGAGCUCACCCCGCUCCACGCUGCAGAGGGAAGUGCACGCCGCCAAAUCGCUGGCCAUCAUUGUGGGCCUGUUUGCUUUUUGUUGGCUCCCGGUGCACAUCAUCAACUGUUUCAACCACCUGUGUCGGGACUGUAGCCGCUCAAACAUCUGGGUGAUGAACACCGCCAUCAUCCUCUCCCACGCCAACUCUGUGGUGAAUCCCUUCAUCUAUGCCUACCACAUUUGCGAGUUCAGACUGACCUUCCGGCGGAUCCUGUACCAGCACAUCCUGGGGCAGAGGGACGUGCGUGGGUUCGGGAGUUGCGGCGGUAGAGGUGAUGGCCGCGGCAGCAGCAUCAUGGGAACCUCGUCCUCUUCCCGGACCUGUAAAGAGGCUUCAUCGUGUUGCACUGUGGUAAAUAGUUACAUCCAGGAGCCGACUCCCAGCCAAACUCCUCCACAGGCCACCCAGGAGGCCUCUUGCCACUGGGCAACAAAGGGAGACUCCGCCCCGAGGAGCUACAUACCCAACUGUCACCCAGUAAAAAGCGGCACACUUUCCUCAGCAGCACAGCAGCAGCCGCGCAUGGUGGGACUUGCUGAGCAGGUCGGAGAAGAGGCGGCUACAGGUGCUCCGGAGCUGGAAGACAGUGCGAGUUGCAUUGCUUUCGUAAACGUUCACGCUCUCUCCUUGAAUCAGACUCAGUGCACCUGCUCGGCACAGCUUCCAGAAGUCUCAUGACGAAGACAUCUCGGCACAUGGACUGUAUUUUUGUUGCCAUGAACCAUAUAACAAUCUUGCACAUACAGAAAAAAAAUGAAGAAGGAUUUAACGAAGCCUCGGCAGAUCAACAGCAGCAGUAAAUCAGUUUUUUUUCCUCCAGUUACAUGAACGGCUAAAUGAUGACGAUCAGAUCUACAAGCACGCAAACAGAUGUGCUGAUGCUUCCAUUUUUUCCACAAUAAAUAUACUUUUUUUUUUAAAGUGUCAUGUCUUCAAAACAAUUAAACUGUACUUUAUCUACUGUAAUCAUGUUUUUAAACAUUUAUAUUCUUGAGCUGCAUUUACUGAUGACGUUGCAUCAUGUCACAUUUUGUCACGUCGAAUUAAAUCUGAAAUAUUACUACAUUUUUUACAAAGCUUGAGUCACUUUCUGUUGACUUUCUGUGACAAAGCUGAAUGACUUUCUCACAAAGAAGCGUGACCAAUGGUCUGAGUGAACUAUAAAACAAAAACACAGUGAUGUUUGAUGGCAAUCGUAAAGCAUGCACUAUCUCUUGUGUAUAGAUCUGUUAAAAAGUCAUUUGUCAGACCGCUGGAAAGCUACAGGGGCACUAGAUGUUGCUAGUUUGAUAACUGCCAGGCAACAUGUAUCUGUUGCUGCUUCGCCAACAGCUAUGUGACACAUGAGUCAAAGGCACUGAUGUAUACAGGCCAGUUACCAACCAUCAAAACAAAGCUUGUUUGAUCUAUUCAAAUAUCAGUCCAUAUGCCUUGAUACACACACACACGCGGGUCCACAGACUACGCUGAGAGAGGUGUUUACUGAGUGGCCUGGCUGCUGACGCCAGUCAAUGGGCCUAAUGCAAUGGAAAUCAAAUGAAGGUUCAUGUGAUGAUGUCUUUUAUUAUGCCAUUAUACCUUGUCCUUCCUCAUUAAAAAGCCCUUUCACUGUGGGGAAGAGCUGCAUUAGGCGACACUUAUGUGCUUUGAAGCAAUCCCAGAGGCAAAGUCUCCAGGAAAAAACAUACAUGGGUAUGUGCCUAGUGCGCAUGCAAAGGACAGUUAUUUUAAAACUAUAUAUUAUCAGUUGUUUAUUACACUUCGUGGCCGUGCACAGGAGUAUUCAAAUGAUUAAAGUCAUUUCAUUUUAAUAAUUUGUUUUUCUUUGUGCUAUUUUGACAGACAUGAGAUAAGGGGUAGUAAAACGAUGUGGUUGUGGAAAAUACAAAUCCAUAACCACGUAAACAUAAAAGAGUUAUUUGUAGACAAUUACAAUGGCAGCGUUCCGUUCUACACUCCACAUAUCUGGAACAAACUCUCAGUUCUUUUAAAUCAAGACUGAAGACUUUUCUGUUUGCCGCUGCCUUUCAGUAAAUAAACUCUCUAUGCAUUUCUUGUACUGCACUGUAACUUUUAUCACCUCUCUUAUUCUACUUUGACAUGUUUUUAUUUUCUCUUUUUAAUUUUGUAUUUUUAUCUGUUUGUUCCCAAUGCUUUUAAUGUUUAUUGUAAAGCACUUGGAAUUGCCCAUUUGUUGAAAUGUGCUAUACAAAUAAACUUGCCUUGCCUUGC